ACUGCAGUGAGGGGCUUCUCGGCCCACAAGGGGGUGUUGAAGGGGCGCUGGUCCCUCUCGGCUCCCCCCUAGAACCGCCCAUGCACCCUGUUGUAAACGAUGUUGUCUGUAUAUAAUAUUAUACAUAUGAUGUUUAUUAUUUCUUGAAAAUAUUUGCAAGAAAAUGGCUGUGGUAAGAGCGCGUCCCGGGGGCGUUCCUUCUGUACGUCAGGAACCGCCGCGGGCACGCAGCGCGCUCCCUCGUGUGUGUUUGUAAUAGACAACCGACUCUAAACUGCUGGUUUGUUUCUUGUGUGCCACAAAGAAGCACAAUGCUCCGCACCGUGAUUUCUCGAGCCCUUCCUAGACUGAGUCGGCCCGCGGUGUGUCACUUCACUGCGGCCGCCAUCCCUGCACCCAACACCCAGCCUGAGGUCCACUACAACAAGCUGUUCAUCAACAACCAGUGGCACGAUGCAGUGAGUGGGAAGACCUUCCCCACCAUCAACCCAGCGACUGGGGAAGUGAUCUGUCAGGUGGCAGAGGCUGAUGCGGUAAGAGACAUACAGACUGUGUGAAAACAUUAAUUUCUG
Notothenia coriiceps (black rockcod) is the source of this 572-nucleotide messenger RNA. Its product is annotated as aldehyde dehydrogenase, mitochondrial-like. Gene Ontology annotation, molecular function: oxidoreductase activity. The transcript has 2 exons. The coding region runs from base 312 to 557 and encodes 81 amino acids. Lineage: Eukaryota; Metazoa; Chordata; Actinopteri; Perciformes; Nototheniidae. The record is from RefSeq and is a predicted model, not a curated record.